AUGCUUGUUAGAGCAAACACAGACCCCGCCCGCUCGCAGGACCCCCGCAGGAUAAAGAAAAGCGGCGGCGUGGGUGUGGUCAUGAGCGGCGGCGUGGGUGUGGUCAUCAGCGGCGGCGUGGGUGUGGUCAAGGGCGGCGGCGUGGGUGUGGUCAUGGGCGGCGGCGUGGGUGUGGUCAUCAGCGGCGGCGUGGGUGUGGUCAUCAGCGGCGGCGUGGGUGUGGUCAUGAGCGGCGGCGUGGGUGUGGUCAUGAGCGGCGGCGUGGGUGUGGUCAUCAGCGGCGGCGUGGGUGUGGUCAUCAGUGGCGGCAUGGGUGUGGUCAUCAGUGGCGGCGUGGGUGUGGUCAUCAGCGGCGGCGUGGGUGUGGUCAUGAGCGGCGGCGUGGGUGUGGUCAUCAGCGGCGGCGUGGCGGCGGCGUGGGUUUGGGUCAUGAGCGGCGGCGUGGGUGUGGUCAUGAGCGGCGGCGUGGGUGUGGUCAUCAGCGGCGGCGUGGGUGUGGUCAUCAGCGGCGGCGUGGGUGUGGUCAUCAGUGGCGGCGUGGGUGUGGUCAUCAGUGGCGGCAUAGGUGUGGUCAUCAGCGGCGGCGUGGGUGUGGUCAUGAGCGGCGGCGUGGGUGUGGUCAUCAGCGGCGGCGUGGGUGUGGUCAUCAGCGGCGGCGUGGGUGUGGUCAUCAGCGGCGGCGUGGGUGUGGUCAUCAGUGGCGGCAUAGGUGUGGUCAUCAGCGGCGGCGUGGGUGUGGUCAUGAGCGGCGGCGUGGGUGUGGUCAUCAGUGGCGGCGUGGGUGUGGUCAUGAGCGGCGGCGUGGGUGUGGUCAUCAGUGGCGGCGUGGGUGUGGUCAUCAGCGGCGGCGUGGGUGUGGUCAUGAGCGGCGGCGUGGAUGUGGUCAUCAGCGGCAGCGUGGGUGUGGUCAUCAGCGGUGGCGUGGGUGUGGUCAUCAGCGGCGGCGUGGGUGUGGUCAUGAGCGGCGGCGUGGGUGUGGUCAUCAGUGGCGGCGUGGGUGUGGUCAUCAGUGGCGGCGUGGGUGUGGUCAUGAGCGGCGGCGUGGGUGUGGUCAUCAGUGGCGGCGUGGGUGUGGUCAUGAGCGGCGGCGUGGGUGUGGUCAUGAGCGGCGGCGUGGAUGUGGUCAUGGGCGGCGGCGUGGGUGUGGUCAUCAGCGGUGGCGUGGGUGUGGUCAUCAGCGGCAGCGUGGGUGUGGUCAUCAGCGGCGGCGUGGGUGUGCUCACAGACCUCACCCAGUCUUUCCUCCUCAGGAACGCCUUUAAAGCGCCCUACUUCCACCUGUAG
Molecule: messenger RNA, 1284 nt
Organism: Oryzias latipes (Japanese medaka)
Lineage: Eukaryota; Metazoa; Chordata; Actinopteri; Beloniformes; Adrianichthyidae
Source: RefSeq, a predicted model, not a curated record